This is a messenger RNA of Chara braunii, 5272 nucleotides long. Lineage: Eukaryota; Viridiplantae; Streptophyta; Charophyceae; Charales; Characeae. The record is from the annotation of a GenBank genome assembly.
AAGUCCACAAAGCAGUUGUGUGAAAGUGCUUUAGUCCUGUCUGAUGGAGGUUUGCUUUCUCUGAGCCCAUCGAGGAGGCGUUGACUGCUGUCCAGAUUUUGGCGGGAAAUACAACAGGGCUAUGGGAGGCGGUUGCGUUUAUGGCGGGAAAUAGUGCACAGAUUUUGGCGGGAAAUACAGCAGGGCUAUGGGAGGCGGUUGAGAUUAUGGCGGGAAAUAGUGCACAGAUUUUGGCUUGAAAUACAGCAGGGCUAUGGGAGGCCGUUGAGAUUAUGGCGGGAAACAGUGCAGGGGUAUGUGAGGCGAUUUAGCUCAGGUGAGAGUCAGGAUGUGGAGGAGGGCGGAGAAGGGAGGGCAGAAAGUCAGCAGGCGUGAGGACGGACAGACACAAGGUGCUGCCGUGGUGGUUGGCAAUGAACACGGGCGUGGCCAUGGUCCAGGUGCUGGGAGAGGUGUUCGUGGUACAGAGAAUGUUCCUGGUCUGCUCUCAGGACUCUGGAGUGCCGCCGCAAAGGCUGCCUCGAAAGCAAUGGGGGGACGUCCCAAAACAUUGUACUCUAGGAUCGCUCUCGGUGGAGAGGAGAAAGAGGAGGAGGACGAGGAGGAGGAGGGGGAGGGGGAGGAGGAGGAGGAGAGAGCUGACGACGACAAGUUUAUCUCCAAGGACGGGAUCCAGACACAAUCUGCCAUGCUCAUUGUUACAUCAGGUUCAGGGUCUGAUGCUGCACAAGGUCAAUCAAGAACGAUGAUCGAGAUGACUGCCACUAAUCCAACGACAAGUCGCAGCGGAGGGGAGAGAGGUGAACAAAGAGAGAGAGUAAGUCGAGGUAAUGGCGAUGGUGGACGUUCGCUAGCCUCCUCAAUGUUGGCUUCAUCUUCUUCAGCAUCUCCUCCAAUACCUUCUCGAGCAUUCUCACACCCUCCUCCUCCUCCUCCUCCUCCUCCUCCUCCUCCUUCUUCUUCUUCUGCUGCUGCUGCAGCACAUGGCAGGAGCAAGUGGUUUGCGAUUAGAAAGGACUCCGAGGUAGAAGAUGUGCAAGGCGAUGGACUUGGAUAUGGUGGGAAUGGGAGUAGAGAGGGAGGGAGAGAGGGAGAGAGAGGAAGAGAGGGAGAGGGAGAGGGAGAGGGAGAGGAUCCCGAAAGAAACGGCAGAGGAAGGGUGGAGGAAUUGACAGUAGACGAGAUCGUGGAACGUUACGUGGGGGAGUUUGGCCCUGGUCAGUUUUUCAAUUUUGUGUUGGCGUCAUUCGGAUGGGUGCUUGUGGCAUCCCAUACGUUGGUUAUGAUUUUCGCGGACAUGAGUCCCGAUUGGAAAUGUGUUGAGCACCUACCCACACAUGCAACAGAACACCUACCCCCCAAUCCGUCCUCUCAUCACUCCAGUCUCCUCUCCCCCAGUAGUAAUAAUGGGGUAACCACCUCUUUCACUCCAUCCUUGGGGAGCAGCAGUAGCAGUAGCAGAUCGUCGUCCCUUCCUUUUUCUCCUCCUCCUCCUCCUCCUCCUCCCUCUUCUCCCGUGUUUUCCCGGGUUCUCUCUGGGGAUUUCCACGAGUCCGAUUCCGUCCAUCACCAUCGGCAUCGCGAUCCUGAUAAAAAUACGGUUAAGGAUACGCCCAAGAAUCGGGAUCGGGAUGGGAGAGGGAUGCGGAGGGGAGGAAAUCGGCAUCUUGCCCACCCAUCGGACACCCGUUGGGGUUGGUGGGUGGCACUCAGCCGUCAGAUCUUCAAAGGCUUUGGGCGUCGUCGAUCCGAAAACUCCAAAGCCGCAGGAGUCGGCUGGCCCAGCGGGGGCCGGGCCUCUUACGAGCCUCAAUCUGUUGACGUCAACAGUUCACCCCCAAGUUUGCGGGACCAAAGGCUUGCUGAUGGAGGGAGGCAGUCGUCCUCAUGCGACGAGGUGUCCGCCAUAGCCAGCGCCAUAGCCAGCAGCAGGACGAGCUGCGGCUAUGGAGAAGAGGGUGAAGAAGAAGAUUCUUGGGGACUGGUAGAUGAUCGCUGCUCUCGUCUUCCUCCUCCUCCUCCUCUUCCUCCCCCUCUUCUUCCUCCUCCUCCUCCUCCUCCUCCUCCUCCUCCUCCUCCUCGUGGUCCUUCUCUUCGAGGUCAUUUGCGUGCUCAUCACCUUCGUCGUCGUCUUCAGGAGAUCAACUUGUCAGCUGAUGGAUAUGGCCAAUCAAGCUGGAGGAUGGAGUGCUGGCAGGCCUCCUCGCUCUGCGAAUUACAGCCAGACCAAUGGGUGUGGACAGGAGGCCGCCACGUGUCCACUGUUUCAGAGUUCAAUCUUAUCUGUGAUGAAGAGUACAAGGCAGGAUUGUCCGGAUCUGUUUUCUUCAUCGGACGCCUGAUAGGUGCAGGUGCGUUUGGAAGCCUGGCUGAUGGGAUUCUUGGGCGUCGGGGCACGCUGAUGGCUGCCUCCGCUAUGGCAGGAACCUUUGGUGUGCUGUCUGCUUGCUCUCCCUCGUUUCUGAUCUAUGCCUUCUGUCGAGUGGGGGUGGGCGUUGGGUGUGGGGGAAUAGGAUCGACCGCCUUCGUGUUGGCGACAGAGCCGGUGGGGGCCUCUCGCAGAGGAGCUGUCGGUAUCGCGACCAUGUACUUCUACUCCCUUGGGGUCAUGCUUCUUGCCUUGCAGGGCUAUCUGUUUCCCACGUGGCGCUCUGUGCUGAUGUCAGUGAGCAUCCCCUCCCUAAUCUACCUGCUGCUGUGCUGGCAGUUCCUCGAAGAGUCGCCGCGAUGGCUGCUCGUACGUGGCAGGGCUGACCAGGCUAUGGUUAUCAUGAAGAGAAUCGCAAGAAGAAACAACAACGUCGUCCCGGACUUUGUGCAGCUGAAGAUGGAAUCCUGCUCUUUGGAAAUCGGACAUGCCGUCAUACAUCCGACAAACAGUGCUCCACGUGGCGAUCGCUCCGACACCCGACGCAGACAAGUCCACCAUCAGCCUACCCCUCCUCAUCGUACCGAUGGCCUGGAAGUCAUGGGGGCAGAAGAGGAGGAUGACAGUACCUGGAGGACAAGCCAUGAGCUCCAUGCCAGAGACGUCAGCUGCAGUGACAGCAGACAGACUAGCAAUGCGAAAGAUAACUUAACGGGCACAACUUUUCCUCCUCUUUCUCCUGUUGUUCCACAUGUUUCUUCUCCUACAUGUUCGCGUAAGGACAAGCAGCCUGUGGGGGCCAUGCCUCUUUCUCCUCCUGUUGCUCCUCUUUCUCCUCCUGUUCCUCCUCUUUCUCCUCCUGUUCCACAUGUUUCUCCUCCUACACGUCCGCGUAAGGACAAGCAUCCUGUGGGGGGCAUGGAACAAGGCGAGAGGAGGGAGGACGAAACGCAACAUGCCCUCCAUCAACUUCAAGAAGAGGCCGGAAAGAGUCCGGAAAGCAGGUGGUCUAAGGAUUGGAAUGAGCCCGUUAGCCCGAGCGUGCAAGCGGAUGGACCAGCUGGGCCACCGAACAAUGGCCUGCCUGCAUUCCUGGUCCUGGUUCAGCAGCAGGACCAGCGGCACGGACAAGCUGGGCCUGGGCCAACGAGCGUCGGGUCUCCGCAACACCCGUACCAUGUCCCGAGCCAGCGGUUCCGCGAACUGGACCAGGAACACAAGGCUGAAGUCCUUGGUCCAACGAGCUGCAACAUUCCCCAAGUCCCGGUCCAGGAUGUGGACCACCUCCAAGCUGGCACUGCAGGUUCUUGGCAAGGCCAGGGUCAAAUAGAUGAUGGGCUUCUAGCUGCCGCAGGGGGGCAUCCUUUUGGCGAGCUUGGUAUCAUUGAGGAGGGCAUUGAUGAUGAAAGGGACCCGGAUCGCACCGGGCCUGACAGUCGGACUGAGCAGGACGAUAACGACGCUGAUGACUCGUCAUCCUCUUCUUCCUCAUGGCUGUUGAUGGCCCGAGCUGGCGGGACCACCAGUAGAAGCACGGCGAAUAUUCUUCUGGACAACCUUCUGGGUAAGGCUCAGAACCUGAUGAAGAGAGCUAAGGGGAGUACCCAGAAAGGUCUGGGGGGUCUGCAGUGCUUCUUGACCCGGACAGGAAGGAAACUGGGUGACACCGUCAAACGCCAUAGGUUUGUCUGGAAAGGCCUCAAAAACAAGGAGGGUGCUCACCAAGCCGGCAGCGGUCGGGGUCAACGAGGCCUUAGGGACAUCUUUGCUCAUCCUGAGGCAAGGAAGAGGCUGCUAUUCGUUGCCUACAUCUGGCUUGCAUGUUCAAUUCUCUAUAACGGCCUGAUCCUCAACUCCGCUAAUCUGGGAAACAACCUUUACCUGCAGACAUUCAUCAACGGGGUAACGGAGAUACCCUCCUUCAUCUUGGCAGCCUUCUUCAUGGCUCGAAUAGGACGCCGUUCCUCACUGAUUGCCGGCAUUCUACUGGGGUCCGUCUGCUCGUUCGCUUGUGUAGGUGUACCUUCCGUCUUGCGGGCCUCAUUUGCAGACCAUUCCUCCUCCGUUUCUCCUCCACCCUUGGUCGGCGAUGUGGCGGCAGCAGCAGCAGCAGCGGCAAGAGGAGGCGGCAAUGUGGUGGCAGCAGCAGUGGCAAGAGGAGGAGGAGGAGGAGGAGGUGGUGAUUUGAGCAUGAUCUCAUCGACAGGAACAUGUCACUCAAUUGGUCAACCAGGGGCAGGAUGCGGUAAGACUGGUCAGCAGGGGGAUAGACAUGCUACCGACCAAGAGAAAGACAAGGUGGAGAGGGUCAUCCAUGUUCUUCGCAUUGUUCUUGUCGCCAUUGGAUUCAUCGGCGUCGCUGGCACGGAUAAUCUAGCUUACGUAUUUACAUCUGAGUUGUUCCCAACUGAAGUACGGGGGGUGGCAAUGGGUAUCACUAGUCAGAUUGGACAGAUAGGCAGUGCAUGUGCACCCUUGAUUGCUGUCCUGGGACGUCAACAUGAAAGUAUCCCCUUCCUCAUCUUUGGGUGUGUGGGGGUCCUGGCAGGGCUUCUAGCGCUUCCUCUGCCAGAAACUCUAGGGCAGAGACUGCAUGAAACUCUAGAUCAAAUGCCAACUGACAACAAGGAAAAGAACUUCCUCACACAUCCUGAUACUACUGACGAUUAUGGCACCGAUGAAGAUAUCGAUAAGCGCAUCAUCGAUAAGGACUAGGAUGAAAGUUGCGGCACUCACUAGUACAAUGAGAAUGGCCAUGCUACUAGAAAAAAAGAUUACCUUCCUUGUCAUAUGACAUCAGCGAUAUGGAUAUGGAUGUCCUCAUGGAUCAGAACAGUCACUGUGAUGAAAGUGGUGGAGCUCACCACAAUGACAAUCAUGGGGAAACAAACGUGUCAACUACCG